AAGGGGGACAGAAGCAUUAAUCAACCCAUUACUAGCUGCACCAACCUCGGGGCAUAAACUAAUUAAAAUGAACACUGCAGUGCACAUUUUGACAUAACCGUGAGACGGCGGUGCUCAGAUUAUGGCCUGUUUGGUGCCUGCCGUGUGAUUUCCCCCUCAACUCUUCCGUAUUUUCCUGCUGCUGUGGGGCUGUGACGUGUCGUGCUGACGGCGGCCUCGGAGCUGGAGGAGCAGGGGGCUGUAGCAUGACAACACCUGGCUCCACACGUCCUGCUUGGCUUUCAGCGGAGCUCCACAAACAACCCCUAACCCCUCCUUCUCUGCUCCUCUCCGGCCCGCCCAAAUAACACAGAAUCCCCGACUGGAUCCAGCCCGAGUGUGGGGGAGCCAGGCGGCCUGGGAGCCGAGCAGCGGACGGAGGCCAUCCUGCAGCAUACUUCUGCUGUCCAGUAACAAAUGCAGCGCGAGGACAAUGGAUGAGGAUGUCACCAGGCUUGCAAUACAUUCUGAAGAGCCUAAAAUAAUCUUACACGGAUCGGAUGAGGGUGGUGCCGGUGGGCAGGAGUUUGUUGUGGAGCUUCAAGAGACUGUGUUGGUGUCCGAAGGCGAGGGGGAAGGCAUGGCAGUUCACAGGUUUGCCCCCGACGAGCUAGUCAUCCAGGAUGCUGUUGAGGAUGUUGUUUCUGAGUAUGUGCACUGCGAUGAGGACGAAGAUGUCGCAGUGGAAACUUGCGUGAUGGCUCUUGAGGGCGAGGAGGAGGGUGUUGCUAUGGGAGACAUCCCUGAAGAUGGGCUGGACCCAGAGCAGCAGGAGGACGAUCAAGAUGGCUGUGGAGAUUAUCUGAUGAUAUCAUUGGACGAAGCUGGCAAAAUGGUGUCAGAAGAUGGAACAGAGGUAACGGUGGAGGGAGCUGUGGAGGACCAGGAAGUGGAGAAGGAUGAGGAUGGACAGGAAGUGAUAAAGGUGUACAUCUUCAAGGCUGACUCUGGAGAGGAUGAUAUGGGAGAAUCUGUUGACAUCAGCGAUGGAGACACGGAGAGUGUGGCGUUAACCGAGUCUUCAGGCCAAACGCUCAGAGAGAAGAUGGUUUACAUGUCAGUCGGAGAUUCUCAUCACAAUCAAGGAAACCACGGUGCUGACGAUAGUGAGAGUUGUGAGAACAGAAACGGUGCAGCCAGCGCACUGCUGCACAUCGACGAAUCUGACGGGGUCGAUGAAAUCAAUAGGCAACGAAAUAAGAGCAAGAGAAGAUCGGAGCCUCGUCAGGUGCAGACGGCCAUCAUCAUCGGUCCGUAUGGUCAGCCUCUGACAGUUUACCCCUGCAUGCUUUGUGGUAAAAAGUUCAAGUCACGGGGCUUCCUGAAACGCCACACUAAGAAUCACCACCAGGAUGUUCUGACCAGGAAAAAGUACCAAUGUACAGACUGUGACUUCACCACCAACAAGAAAGCCAGCCUCCACAACCAUAUGGAGGUGCACGCUCUGAGCAGCAAGGCCCCUUUCGAGUGUGAAAUGUGUGGCAAGGAGUUCCACCAGCAGGCGGCGCUGUUCUCUCACAGACUGCAGCACCACCACCGAGAGCCCAAGAGCCAGCCGCCUCCGACACCCACCAAGAUGCAUAAAUGCAAGUUCUGUGACUAUGAAACAGCUGAGCAAGGACUGCUCAAUCGGCACUUGUUGGCGGUUCACAGUAAAAGCUUCCCCCACAUCUGUGUGGAAUGUGGAAAAGGCUUUCGACACCCUUCAGAAUUGAAGAAACACAUGCGCACACACACGGGCGAGAAGCCUUACUCCUGCCUGUACUGCGACUACAAGUCGGCCGAUUCCUCCAAUCUCAAGACGCACAUCAAGACUAAGCAUAGCAAAGAGAUGCCGUACAAAUGUGAGCGCUGUUUCCAAACCUUUGCAGAGGAGGAGGAGUUAAUGCAGCACGGACUAACACAUGAGGAAAAUAAAACCCACCAUUGUGCCCACUGUGAUCACAAAAGUUCCAACUCCAGUGACCUGAAACGCCAUAUCAUAUCUGUUCACACCAAGGACUACCCACACAAAUGUGCCAUCUGUGGUAAAGGCUUCCACCGGCCGUCUGAACUGAAGAAGCACUCAGUAUCCCACCGCACCAAGAAACUCCAUCAGUGCCGACACUGCAACUUCAAAAUUGCAGACCCUUUUGUUCUCAGUCGCCAUAUUUUGUCUGUCCACACAAAGGAGCAACAGGCCUCUCCUGAAAAGAGUGAGUCUAAGAGGACAGAGACGCACACUCCUGUUGCGACACCUAAAAAGUCUGCACCUAGCGGGUCCAGCAGCUCUGGUCCGCCUGGCAGAGUCAGCGCCGCCAGCUUAGCCAGCAGUGUGACUGUAGUUAUUGGCAAAGGACAAAAAGAAAGGCGAAUUUACCAGUGCCAGUACUGUGACUACAGCACCGGGGACGCUUCGGGUUUCAAGCGACACGUGAUUUCCAUUCACACAAAAGACUAUCCGCACCGCUGCGAGAUCUGUUCGAAAGGCUUCCGGCGACCCUCGGAGAAGAACCAGCAUAUCAUGCGCCACCACAAGGAUGUGGUGCAGGCAGAGUGACUCUGACCGAGCCAAAUACUGUGCCGCAACAAAGAACAAUGUUGAAGCAACCAUCACACCCUAAUCUCUGCACCCUCAGCACGACACCAGCCACACUGAAAUAACAUGGUGUGUGUGCUGCACUUAGUCUGUUCUGUUGUUUUGCUCUUUUUUUAACCUCAGCCUAAUGUUUGUUCAGAAAUGUAUACACAUGUACAUAACAUUAAUGCUCUGUCCGAGUUAGCAACAGAAGAACCCCUCCGUAGACUUGCACUUUUAACUGCAUGUCCCUUUGCUGGUAACAGUGUGCAUGGCAGAUUGUGCAGAUGUCUCUUUGUAGAUAUACAUGUUUAAGUUUGCAGGCAGCAAUCAGUUGUCAAUCACAAUGGUCCUAAUUAUUUGUCUCAAAACUGAGGUGUAAUUUGCAAAAACGUUUGCGUCAUUUUGUUAAAGUGUACUAAAAACAGCAGUAUGGAUGAGCAACCUGUUUCCAGUAGCACUUGCCAUCUUGGUAAAGAUCAUGAUGAAUGCAGUAAUCAAGUCUGGUUGUGUAUGAGCGAGAAAGUGUGUGAGAGAGAAUGUGAGUGAGUGGAAGAGUGAAUGACAAACAAAGCAUUUGUUGUGCUUCCCGGUGCUCCAACCCCACCACUCUGUAACAUAGUGCUUUUCGUUGUGUUGUUAAAAACACAAGGCCGCCUGUGUACAGCACUCAGAGAAAAGAAACAAUCAUGCUUAGCUUUGUACACAGAGUCUACGAUCAUUGAAUUAACACAAAAUACACAGUGAAAUAGUGGAUGUGUCAUGGUAGUGAAAAAAAGUUCACAUAUGCACCAAUAUCACGAUGCGAUCAUUAGCCCAUCACUUGAUUAUCAUACCAAUAAUAUUUGUUUUUCGAGUCAGUUUGUGUACUGUAAGAUGUUUGGAACACCCAAAGCAGUAGCGAUGAAGUCCUGACUGACAGUAUUUUUAAUCCAUUAAUGCUACCUGGGUAUAGAAAUCCCAUUAAUUUGAAAUUUGUGAUGAUUUUUGAUUAUUACUGAUCACAAGCUGUACGAGCAGAUGGUUUCUUUUUCUAUGAACAAACCUGUUUCUCAUGAGUUGACAUGAUAUCUGUUAAAUCACAGAAUUAAAGCAUAAUUGACAAGUGUCUGAUUUUAGGCUGGGUCAAAAAAAUAACAUCCCAAUAUAACUGUCUGGCCUAAAUGGGAAUCAUACAGUGUAACUGGUGCUGCUGUUCUGAAACUAUGGACUGAACAUUUUGUUUUUGCCCUCACAGAUGUACUUUUGCCAGUAGAAAGGGAAAAUGUAUAUCUUUUUAGAUGCAACUUCAGAAGACAGGUGCUGGUGGUGUACUUGUACUAUGGCUUUUUACAUUUUUUGUUUUGUUAUCACAUGUGAUUAUUCCUGUUUUUAUAUUUAUUUCAUUUACAAGUUGUUGUAUAGUUAAGUGUAACUAGACUUCUAUGGGACGUAAAUUAUUGUUUUGUAUACAAAUCUGUACAAAGCGUGUAGAUGUAAACACUUGAUAAAAAGGAAAUCUGAGCUGUGUUGUUAUGGAUGUACUUCAACGUAUUUGUUAAAAAAAGGUAAUAAAAGCAAAGUAUUUUAA
Centropristis striata (black sea bass) is the source of this 4166-nucleotide messenger RNA. Its product is annotated as zinc finger X-chromosomal protein. The record is from RefSeq and is a predicted model, not a curated record. Gene Ontology annotation, molecular function: DNA-binding transcription factor activity, RNA polymerase II-specific; metal ion binding; RNA polymerase II cis-regulatory region sequence-specific DNA binding. The transcript has 7 exons. Lineage: Eukaryota; Metazoa; Chordata; Actinopteri; Perciformes; Serranidae. Bases 473 to 2578 code for a protein of 701 amino acids. Gene Ontology annotation, cellular component: nucleus. Gene Ontology annotation, biological process: regulation of DNA-templated transcription.